UAUAUAUAUAUAUAGCAAACGGUUUAAGUAGUGUUUGUCAAUACAAUUUAGUAUUCAGCCAUGGCUUCUCAUGCAGCUUUGGCUCCUUCAAGAAUUCCCACAAGCACAAGGCUUCCUUCUAAGAACUCACACUCUCUCCCGACUCAAUGCUUCUCCAAGAAAUUUGAAGUAGCAGAGUUCUCCGGUCUUCGAUCAAGUGGAUAUGUGACAUUUUCGAACAGGGAGUCUUCCUUCUAUGAUGUUGUGUCUGCCCAACUCACUCCCAAGACCACAGGAUCAGCAGCUCCUGUGAACGGAGAACCUGUUGCCAAAUUGAAGGUUGCUAUCAAUGGUUUCGGACGCAUUGGCAGGAACUUCCUCCGUUGUUGGCACGGCCGCAAAGAUUCACCACUCGAUGUCAUCGUCGUCAACGACAGUGGUGGUGUCAAGAAUGCAUCUCACUUGCUUAAGUAUGAUUCCAUGUUGGGAACAUUCAAGGCUGAAGUGAAAAUAGUGGAUAAUGAAACCAUUAGUGUUGAUGGAAAGAACAUUAAGGUUGUCUCUAGCAGGGACCCUCUUAAGCUUCCUUGGGCUGAACUUGGUAUUGACAUUGUUAUUGAGGGAACCGGUGUGUUCGUUGAUGGUCCGGGUGCUGGGAAGCACAUCCAAGCUGGUGCCAAGAAAGUUAUCAUCACUGCUCCAGCAAAAGGUGCUGACAUUCCUACUUACGUCGUUGGAGUGAAUGAACAAGAGUACUCUCACGAGGUUGCCAACAUUGUAAGCAAUGCCUCUUGCACCACCAACUGCUUGGCUCCUUUUGCAAAAGUCUUGGAUGAAGAAUUUGGUAUUGUGAAGGGCACAAUGACAACAACUCACUCUUACACCGGAGAUCAGAGGCUUCUGGAUGCUUCACACCGUGACUUGAGGAGAGCGAGAGCUGCAGCAUUGAACAUAGUCCCGACCAGCACUGGUGCAGCAAAGGCUGUGUCUCUAGUGCUACCCCAGCUCAAGGGAAAGCUCAAUGGAAUUGCUCUCCGAGUGCCAACACCUAAUGUUUCAGUUGUUGACCUCGUUAUCAAUGUUGAGAAGAAAGGGAUUUCAGCUGAAGAUGUCAAUGCAGCUUUCAGAAAGGCAGCUGACGGUCCAUUGAAUGGCAUAUUGGCUGUUUGUGAUGCCCCGCUUGUGUCAGUUGACUUCCGAUGCAGCGAUGUUUCCACCACCAUUGACUCCUCUUUGACUAUGGUUAUGGGAGAUGACAUGGUGAAGGUUGUCGCUUGGUAUGAUAACGAGUGGGGAUACAGCCAACGUGUGGUCGACUUAGCUCAUCUGGUAGCGGACAAAUGGCCCGGUUCAUCUGCACAAGGGAGUGGAGAUGCCUUAGAGGACUACUGCAAGACAAACCCUGCUGACAAGGAGUGCAAAGUCUACGAAUAAUCCCUCUGCUUUCUUUUCAAUUUUGAAUUGGAUGGAUGAUUUUUGAAGCUAAUUUGUUUCCUUCGCCAAAAAUUAUACUGUGGAAACUGCAAAGCAAAUACCAUUAAUGAAUGACAGUCAACUCACACAGUUGAAAAU
Lycium ferocissimum is the source of this 1551-nucleotide messenger RNA. Its product is annotated as glyceraldehyde-3-phosphate dehydrogenase B, chloroplastic-like. Lineage: Eukaryota; Viridiplantae; Streptophyta; Magnoliopsida; Solanales; Solanaceae. Gene Ontology annotation, molecular function: NADP binding; glyceraldehyde-3-phosphate dehydrogenase (NAD+) (phosphorylating) activity; NAD binding. Gene Ontology annotation, biological process: glucose metabolic process. Gene Ontology annotation, cellular component: chloroplast. The coding region runs from base 61 to 1413 and encodes 450 amino acids. The record is from RefSeq and is a predicted model, not a curated record. The transcript is spliced from 9 exons.